UGAACAGGACUUUUAUUUUGGUGUGGUGGUGUGAGGCCAUAAGGCUGCGCCGUGCUCCUGCAUCUGUGAUUCGGCUGAAGAAAGUAUCGAACCACACAGAAAAACUGGUGAAGCAACUGAGAUCCACGUGACACACGAUUAUAAAGAUGGCGUUCAUUAAAGAGGAGAGUGAAGACUUCAGGAUUGAAGAAGUGUUCAGUCUGAAACAAGAAGAUACUGAGGAACAAACAGACCUGAUUGAGAAGAGUCAAGAGCUGAAGGAUAUGGAAGAGAAAGAGCAGAAUGAGAAAGAUCAUGAUUUAAAAAUUGGAGAAAAGAAGGUAGAAUCUAAGAGUUUUACCUGCCAUCACUGUGGAAAGAGUUUCAAUCGACAACGAAACCUUAAGGUCCACAUGAGAGUUCACACUGGAGAGAAGCCUUACACCUGCCAACAGUGUGGAAAGAGUUUUGCUCAAAAAGGAAGCCUUGCAGUCCACAUGAGAAUUCACACCGGAGAAAAGCCUUAUACUUGCACUCAGUGUGGACACAGUUUUACACAUAAAAGCAAUCUUAAUUCCCACAUCAGAAUUCACAGUGAAGAGAGCUUGUUCAGCUGCCAACAGUGUGGGAAGAAUUUCAUUCAAAAACAUAACCUGGCAGUCCACAUGAGGAUUCACUCUGGAGAGAGACAUUUUAUCUGUAAACAGUGUGGAAAGAGUUUUGCUAAAAAAGGA
Sinocyclocheilus grahami is the source of this 713-nucleotide messenger RNA. Its product is annotated as gastrula zinc finger protein XlCGF49.1-like. Gene Ontology annotation, biological process: regulation of transcription by RNA polymerase II. The record is from RefSeq and is a predicted model, not a curated record. The transcript has 4 exons. The annotation marks the transcript as partial. Lineage: Eukaryota; Metazoa; Chordata; Actinopteri; Cypriniformes; Cyprinidae. Gene Ontology annotation, molecular function: DNA-binding transcription factor activity, RNA polymerase II-specific; RNA polymerase II cis-regulatory region sequence-specific DNA binding.